Dreissena polymorpha is the source of this 2279-nucleotide messenger RNA. RefSeq lists its product as uncharacterized. Gene Ontology annotation, molecular function: zinc ion binding. Lineage: Eukaryota; Metazoa; Mollusca; Bivalvia; Myida; Dreissenidae. The record is from RefSeq and is a predicted model, not a curated record. The transcript is spliced from 2 exons. The coding region runs from base 77 to 1552 and encodes 491 amino acids.
GCGCCACUUAACCCGGUCCAUCAGCUUCCACUAUAUAUUCUAAGAUAAGCAUUAACAAAGACUGGACGCGAUAAACAUGGAAUCAAAGUUUGGAUCAUUAACACUGCCCGAAUUAAGGGCAGAAUUAAAAAAACGGGGUGCACGAACAGUUGGACGUAAAAAUGAACUUGUUGAAAGGCUUAUAUCAUACGAAAGAAAUCAGAACUUUGGUAAAAUAGAGACUUUGGAACCGGAAUAUCACAUGAAGUUACCAGAUGCCACUACAUACUCUGAUGUAAACUCGGACUCUAAAUUUCCCAAAACAGAUCUCGGAAAGGUGCAAUCGUAUCUGGCCCCGCUUGAUAAGAAUCUGGAUGAACAUGUGCAGAGGUUGUAUAAUGAACAGUUUUUAAGGUACUUCCGGAUGUCACGCAGAGAAACAUGUGUUUUCAUUAAAUCAAGCUGUCACGCAGAAAUGAAGAAAGGUGUGUCCUACACAGUUGAUAUUGAGCUCGGCUUAGAUGGGUCUAUUACAGAGGCACAGUGUGAAUGUGCUGCAGGAAUGGGACCACAAGCUCACUGCAAACAUGUUAACACGGUGCUAUAUGGUGCAGUUAUGUUUUGCAAGAAAAUGACAGUAAAGACGGAAGAAUCGUGCACUCAAAAAUUGCAGAGUUUUCACAAAUGCAAAAAAUUCAUUGGAAGCCCCAUAAAAGCAAAUGCCUUAGAUAUGCCUGGAGCUGCCGAGUUGACAAACAUUGACUUUGAUCCCCGACCAGAAGAAUUUAGAAAUGCUGCCAACUAUCAAGAUCAUUUUAGAAAUGUUUGCUUAAACUUUCCAGGUAUUUCGGAAAUGCCAAUAUUUCAAACAUUUGAACCUGCAAAUACUAAGGCUGUGGCAUUGGAUCACGACUACUUGAAACUUACUCCAGAAGAAAAUUUUCUUGAAAGAAUUUUGGUAACGAAAAUAAGCUCAGCCGUAGUCGUUGAUAUUGAGAAAAAAACAUUAGGUCAAAGUACUAAUAAAUUGUGGAUAGAGGAGCGAUCCAAGCGAAUUCCAUCGUCAAUGUUCGGAAAAAUUUGUAAAUCCACACAAAGGACCGACAAACAUGAGCUCGCAAGGUCACUGAUUGAAACCAGGGAAAUUAAAGCGGCUCCAUUGGAACAUGGGAGGAAACAUGAAUCGGUCGCUGUAACGAAAUUCAUGGAAGACACCGGCAAGACUGUACAUAGCUGUGGGUUAGUCGUCGCAGAACAGUACCCAUUCCUAGCAGCGUCACCAGAUGGAGUUAUUGAUAAAACUCAUCUUGUUGAAGUUAAAUGCCCUUAUACAGCAAGAGACAAACCCAUAUCUCCUGUCACGGUUCCUUAUUUAAACUGUGAUGACAGUAGAAAUUACUCCCUUGAUAUGAAUCAUAAUUACUACUACCAAAUUCAAGGACAACUUCUUUGUACUGGAGCACAAACAUGCACUCUUAUUAUAUGUACUGCAGAGAACUUAAAAGUUAAGGACAUAAAGUACUUUGAUAUCCAAAGAAAUGAACCUUUUAUUCACAAAUGGUCAGUCAGUUGAAAGCUUUCUUCAACACCCAUUUCAAGCCUGUUCUUGUUGAAAAGCAUUUUUACAAGUCUUAUUAACCCAUUUAUGCCUAGUGGACUCUCCCAUCCUUCUAAAUUGGAUCAGUUUAUUUUCAAAAUUAUGGAUGUUAAGUAUACUAGUAUUUAUUUCUAUAUUUAGAAUAUUUCUUACAGAAAUACCUUCAAGUAAACAUCGCAGACCCAGAUGAGACGCCGCAGCAUGUGGCGUCUCAUUUGGGUCUACGCUGUUUGCCAAGGCCUUUUUUCUAGACGCUAGGCAUAAAUGGAUUAAGUAUUCAGAUUGAAAACUCUUGCUUAAAAAAAGCACCAAGUCUGAUUUAUUCAUUGUAUCUUAUUUACAUUUCUAUCAAAAUAAAUGUUCAUGCAACAGUUCUAGUCAAGCAAAUAUACUUAUUUUAACUAAUUGUACAGCUUUGAAACACAAAGCGACACACAAUAUUUUGCGCGAUAAACGAAGCGACACGCGAUAUUUACCACGAUAUAUCGCCUUUUGGGCUACCUAUACAAGGGCGAUAUUUCGUGGUACAUUCUCGCGUGUCGCUUCGUGUAUCGUGCAAAAUAUCAUGUGUCGCUUCGUUUGUCGCACAAAAUAUUGUGUAUCGCUUCAUGUCAUGAUGUGUCCUGUGUCACCCUUGAUGAAAGCAGGGCGAGAUUAAAGAUAGCACUAGACCUAUAAUUUUAAUAAAAAGAAUUGAAACCAA